AUGAAAGAAAAAUAUUGUGGAACAGAAUCGAUUUCAUUUCUUCCAACAUCCACGAUUACAACUACGGGUCAAACGGCGAUCAAUUCAGCAAGUGCAGAAGUCAAAUUUAAAUGUAAUUCAUCAUCAAUCGCACUUGAUGAACAAUUUGAAAAUACAUUAAAUUCUAUUCGACGAAUAAAAGCACAAGAGAAUAUCGAAUGUCUACAACCAAAAUAUAGCUUAGUCUGUAAUGCUUUUCUUAGGUCACUAUCACAAUUUGCAUUACCUCUAAUGAAUAUAAUUGCUGAAGCUGAAAAUCUUAAUUUACAAACAUUUAAAGAUCUUAUUAGUUUAACAUCACCAAUAUAUAAUAUACAAAUGCCACAAGUAAUUAAAGUUCGAUUAAAUUUUUUACUUGAAUUCUAUGAAAAAUAUAAACAUCUUGGAAAUAAAUCUCUAUUAGAAGAUUACAUUGAAUAUGGACAAUUAUGUAUUAAUAAUGAAGCUGAUUUCGUUCCAGCUUUACAACUUGAUUUUUGGCCAGAUGAUAUUCAAUCGUUUUUGGAAAGGAUUCAUCGUCAUCGUCCACAAUUGUAUCAAUUAAUCAUUGAUACAACUUCAAUGCAUUUAAUACCAAAAUGGUCAGAAAAAACAGCAAAAAUCGAUGAAGAACUAGAAUUUCGAUAUUCAUUUUCUGAAAUCGAACGUACAUUAGCAAUGAAUCGUACACGAGUAGAACAAAUUCUCAAUGGCGUCGCAAGAAGUAUCUAUUAUAAAUAUUUAAAACAUCGAUUAUUAAUACCAUCCUAUUUUAUCAAAACGACUGUACUAUGGAUGUGUGAAUUAAGAAAUCUUAAUGAGCAAUUUACAGAUCAAGAUGAUGAUCGAACUAUUGCUCUUGUCUUAGCUGAACAAUGGCUUGCAUACGUUAAAGAGAUGUUAUCGAUUGGUGUCUGUAAACAUUAUUUUAUCGAUGAAAUGAAUCUCUUAGGAUCAUGUUCAACAGAAACAUUACAAACUGCAAUAGUUAUUCUUGAACAUGAAGUGGAUUUGGAUGCUGAUGAGAAAAUUAAUAUAUUUAUUGAACAGAAGAAUUUGCUUAAUCAACAACGACAUACAAUGGAGAAUUGGUUAGGAAAUAUGAAAGUGAAAGAUAUUUUAGAUGCAAUGAACGAAUAUAAAUUAUUGAAAGAGAAGUGGUUAUGUUCAUCAAGAGAUUUUCAAGAUGAUGGUAAUGCCAUAGAUUGUUUACAUGUUUUAAAUUCAUUACGAACAUUGGAUGGUCCUUAUCAACAAAAUUGGUCGACAUUUAAACGUUUAUUUCUUGAUACAAAUGAGACAAAUUGGUUGCCAUGUCUUUGGGGUGAAGCAGUUGAUGAUUGUUCACCAUCAGAUUUUGUUGAUAGUCUAAUUGGAUUAGGCAACAUGUUAAGUCAUAUUCAAACUGCUAUGGAAAAAGAAGAUUUCGAUGGAACAAUUAAUAUGGAGAUGAAUCAACAUGAAUUUUCUGGUGUACAGAAUAUUUUAAACGAUUUAAUUAAACCAUCGAAUAUAAUUCAUAAUAAUUUAAUGACUUCCUGGUUACCAAUGUUUACAGAGACAUAUUUCAAUGAAUUAUCAACGAGUACACUAUUCAAUGCUCGUGCACCAUUUCAACAUCGUUCUAUCAUUGAUAAUCAUCCUACUGGACCAAUUAAUAAUCUUUUAAAAAAUCGUUCAUUACCAUCAGAAUGGAAUUCAUCAAUGCGACAACCGUUUCUACAAUAUGGUCAACAUGUUUCAAACAAUUUUUUUGAUUUAUUAAAUAACGCUCCAGAUCAUGAUAUGACAAUUAAUGAUUUGAUUAAAUAUUAUGAACCACCAUCACAAACAAGUUCACAGUCUGUAACAACAUCAUCUAUUCCAAAACAAAUCAUUUCUCACGCAACAAAUUCUUCAUCAAUUAACAAAGAAGAAUUUACCUUAGUUAUUUUCGAUCCUGAUUUUGAUAUAAAAACUAUUGAAGAAGAUCAUUAUCGUUCAAUUAAUGAUUAUGUCUUAUUUUAUGCUGAAAAAUCUCAAUUACUUUCCUAUAUUCAAUCGAUCAAUGAAGAAAAAAUUCUUAUUAUUAUUUUCGAUCAAAUAUUCGAUCGAAGCUUUCUCGAUCAAUUACAAAAUUUGAAUCAAAUCGAUUCAAUUUCUAUUUAUUCUAUUCAAGGAAAUUAUAAUGAGUCCAUCAAAAAUGAUUAUCCAAAACUUAUUGAUAUAUAUACAGAUAAAUUACUUUUAUUUGAACAACUACGAAUGAGAAUUAAACAACAAUCAACAUUAAUAUUUGGUUUUUACAAUGUCGAACGAAUUUGUUCAACAUUUGAAAAAUUCUCUAAAGACAAUGGAAUCUUUUUUUGGAAUUUAUUAUUGAAAGAUUAUUUGAUGAUCAAUUCAUUUGCAGAUCAAAGUUUAUUAGUGGAACAGUGUCGAGAAUAUUAUCAAGGAAAUUUAGACGAAUUGGAAAAUAUUGAACGAUUUGAAAAAACAUAUCGACCAGAAAAUGCAUUGGAAUGGUAUUUAAAACAUUGUUUUCUUUCAAAACAAUUGAAUAAAGCAUUUCGAACUGCGAAUGUAGAACAAUUGAAAUUAUUUCGUUUUUUUAUUGAUGUUGUUACAGACUAA
Molecule: messenger RNA, 2631 nt
Organism: Adineta ricciae
Lineage: Eukaryota; Metazoa; Rotifera; Eurotatoria; Adinetida; Adinetidae
Source: the annotation of a GenBank genome assembly